This is a messenger RNA of Exaiptasia diaphana, 589 nucleotides long. RefSeq lists its product as uncharacterized. The record is from RefSeq and is a predicted model, not a curated record. NCBI's taxonomy places the organism in Eukaryota, Metazoa, Cnidaria, Anthozoa, Actiniaria, Aiptasiidae. The annotation marks the transcript as partial. The transcript has a single exon.
ACUGUAGUCACGAAGAACGAAUACUAAGCCUUUUUGGAUAAAAAUGGCAAGUUAUGAAGACUUAAAAGGCCAAUUUACAUUGAAAAUGAAGACAGGAAAGCUUAAGAAAACAUUUGGUAGAGCAAAAUUGUUUGAAAUACGCCGCAUUGUACGCAGAAUCAAGCAACUUUCUCUCAAGAAAGGCACAGCACAACAACUCGACAAGAACAAGAGAAAGAUUGACCGGCUUGAAAAACAACUUGAAUUUCUAAAAGACACAAACUUUGAAGCAUUCAAGACCUCGUUAGAUACAGAGGAUGAAUUAAAAGACAGCAAUAUGGCUACUGAAGGGGACAGUGACGUGAAGUCUUUGGUCAUGUCGAAAUUGCUAGAAAUUAUUCGAAAAUCGGAAAAGUCCCAUCAACUCGAAAUCAAACAAAAAAACACAAGAAAAUCACCUGAUCCUUAUAAAGAAAACGAUGCUCAAGUUGCGAUUUUACAAGAUGAUUCACAAUUAAUUGAAAACAAGGAGAUAGAGCUGAAAAAUGAAUUUUUCGAUACAAAUUCCCAAGAUCUUGGUAUAGAAAAUUCAAACAGCGAUUCAGAAUCA